UCGUAGGGUGAAAGAUCCGAAUCGGCACGAGUGAUUAGUUGUAUUAUGUAGAAAAUUUGACAAGCAUAGUCAUAGUCAUAGUCAAACAUUUUCUUGUCUGUGUUUUGUUAGUACAGGAUAGGUUUCCUUGCAUGUCGCGUUUUAAAAUAAUGAUAAUGAUGCAUUAAUAAUUAAUUGAUGUAAUAUUACAAUAUAAAAAAGUGAUACAAAUAACGUAAUGUAGAGAAUGUAUCUUUUACAUGCAAGAAGACAUUUCGCGACAAGUAGAUUUCAGAAUCAAAGCAACAGUUUUGAGCGUUUGUCUUGUAGUUUUAAUCAUGUGCUUUGAUGAAGAGAUCGCUUGAGGAUAUUUCUAUCAAUAUUUCACUUAGAAUUCAUUAUUAUUGAAUAUUAGCUUCUUUUUCAAUGUUGAUUUCUUCUAUUUAAGUGUAGCAUGAUUUGUUAAGUUUUUUAAAUAAUUUAUUAAAUUAUUGAAAUAAAUUAUAAAGUAAUUUAAAAUGAAAUAAAGUGAGAAGAUGCAGUGCUAUUGGUUCGCUAUAUAUGCAACAGAUACGAAAUAAAUAUAUUAAUCAUCUUUUUAGCUUCAGGAUUUUCAGGUUUUAAUCCUUUCAUGUUCAUUGCCAGGAUUUCAUUCAUAUAUCCACAUGUUGGGAAGGAAGAUACAGGCAUAUUGACUGUAAUUUAUAAUUUCACAGCAAAAACUAUUCAAAUUGAAAUAUUAUGUUUUAUGCAAUGUGUGCUUGUCUUUUGCUGUUUUUUAAAUACAGCUAGGUAGCAUAUUUCUAAUGUGCCUAUUAUAAAUAGAUAGUUGGAUAGAUUGGUAUAAUCUCUGGUUUGAGAAAGGCGUGUGUCUAGUUAGUUUUAGGAAAUUGAAUUGAAUCACAGCAGUAGAGGACGUCACUUGUUUCUGGCUUCGAUUUUUCGAAUUUGUUAUCGUAAUCAUAGUUGUAGAUAGAUUCGUUUUGCUUCUAUAGAAGUUAUAUUUUGAUUUUGCUAUUAGUAAGACCCGAGUUAGAUUUAAAUUUCAGCGCAUCCGAAGAGAGAAGAGGUUAGAAACCGAAGAGGCCCGACACAAAUCGUCACUCAAGAGGGCAACUACUAAUGACUUCUUAUCUUCUGGAUGGGAACCUAUCUAGAGUAUGGGAAGUCAUUCUUGUCACUACCUUGUCACGUUAGGAAAAAUGGCGCCUUCCCCAGAGGGAUUAAUCGCCGUACAAAAGCAAAUUUUUACAAAAAUUAGCAACAAUGAAGUAUCUGAGCUCAAGACAUUGCUGGCGGCAAACAAAAUUAAAAUGGAUUUUGUGGAUGAAAAUGGCAUGAGUCCACUUCAACAUGCCUGUUACAAAGGAAAUAAGGAAAUAGUGCAGAUGCUUCUAGAUCAGGGAGCAGAUGUGAAUGCAUGCCAACACGAGCAUGCAUAUACAGCUUUGCAUUUUGCAGCCCUGAGUGGAAAUGCAGAACUCUGUCAUCUUUUAAUGUCUUAUGGAGCACGUUUGACAGCAACAAAUAGCGUAGGACGGACUCCAGCACAGAUGGCAGCAUUCGUGGGAAAUCAUAAUUGUGUAGCAACUAUCAACAAUUUUAUUCCAAAAGCUGACAUAGAUUAUUAUGUCAAACCACAAGGUUUGCAAACAGAAUCAAUGCUUCCACCGCAUCUAGCAGAUUCUUUCCAUAAAUUUAUAAUGCAAAUCAAUGUGCAUCCUGUGCGUGUGGCUAUGAAUUUACAAAGAUAUCCUGGUCUCUUAGAAAAUGCAGCUAAGGUACAAAAGGUUUUAGAAUCUAUGCACCAUAAAGAAAUGACGAGAGGUGCAGAAACAAACGAAGUGAUGGCAUUUAAAUAUCAUUAUUUAAGUUGCAUUGUAGCCGAGGUAAUCAAAUUUCAAAAGAGACAGGAAGCAAUGAAAGCAGAGAAAACUGAUAAAACAAACGAGGAAGGGGAAGAAAAAAAAUCAGAUACUAUCGAGGGUCUAAUAAGAAAAUUUCUAAAAUGUAGCAAAAGCGACGGUGUACCAGAGUACCAAGAAGCUUUUUUGAGAGAAAGUGUGAGAGAAUUUCCAUAUAGAGAAAGUACUAUUUUUCGCCAAAUGGUAGCAACACUUGCAGCUAGCGAUCCACCAUCUGCUGCGUCAGUAGUAUCAGCUGCGAUUGAUGGUCAAAGAGCUUUCUUAGACAAUGCUCAAGUCUGCAUUACUUGCGGAGAAGACAAAGCAAACAAAAAGUGCAGCAAAUGUAAAGCGGUGCAAUAUUGUGACAGGGAAUGCCAAAGACUUCAUUGGUUUAUGCAUAAAAAGGCAUGUACCAGAUUAGGUCAAAAUGUAACGCCAAGUGCGAAAAUAAGUGACGCAGAUAAGGAACAAAUAAGCAAUGCUGUGAGCUCUAGGCUACAAAAUCUAAGUGUUAACUAAACACAGUAAUAAAUAAAAAACUCGAUUCUAAACAAUUAACUUCAAUGUGUACUGUACGUAUCUAUUUAAUUUUAAUAUUACACUAAUUCAGUCAAAAUAACAAACAGCUCUGAUUUUUUUACUUUUUAGAUUUACAGAAUUUAAUGAACUUUUUAAGUAUCAUGAUACAUUUUUGUUCUUUUUUGUCCUGAAUAAUUCAUCGUGUGUUAUGACUAAUUAUCAUCGUCACAUAUUAUAAAUAGUGUCGUAUGCAAUUACUCGGUUAAAAUAUUGUUUCCUCAGGAUUGUAUUCUUGUGGGUUGUCAUCGCCAUAAAAAUAAAAUAUACUUAUAAACAUACUUGUAUUGCUCUAAAAUUUGUUCUUAGAAUCUCAUAAAUUUACUCAUUUAAGAAUAUCUGAAGUUGAGAUCAAAAAAUUUAUUUUCUAAGAAUAUCUUUAUUUGAGGUCUGAUCUGUUUAUUUGACAUUCUAAGGUGUAUGAAUUGUAGUUGAAACGUAUUGAAACGAUACGUUAUAAUUGAUUCAUUCAUUUUUAUUAAGAGUACAUUUAAGAAUAAUAUGAAGUCGAAUAUAAUAUAAGAGGAAUAUUAAAUUUUAUUUUUCCUGUUUUUUUAGAUAUAUCGAAUAAAGUUGAAAUACAAGAUUUUUGA
This is a messenger RNA of Heterotrigona itama, 3055 nucleotides long. The record is from the annotation of a GenBank genome assembly. NCBI's taxonomy places the organism in Eukaryota, Metazoa, Arthropoda, Insecta, Hymenoptera, Apidae.